Molecule: messenger RNA, 1389 nt
Organism: Solea senegalensis (Senegalese sole)
Lineage: Eukaryota; Metazoa; Chordata; Actinopteri; Pleuronectiformes; Soleidae
Product: basic salivary proline-rich protein 2-like
Exons: 3
Coding region: 1-1389 (462 amino acids)
Source: RefSeq, a predicted model, not a curated record
AUGGUUUUCUCCAGAAGAGAAUUCACCCUCAUUACUGACCAUCAGCCCCUCAUGUCAAUUUUCAGCCCUCAAAAAGAGGUUCCAGCGACCACUGCUGCUCGUAUGCCGCGCUGGGCAUUGUCCCUCAGGGGAUACCAGUACAAGAUAGAGUUCCAGGGGACUGGGGACCAUGCAAAUGCGGACAGACUGACACGCUUGCCUCUGUAUGAUAGGAACAACAAACAGGAAGAUGGCUGUCUUUUAGACUUGUUCACUCUCAACCAGAUUGAAAGCCCGCCUGUCACCACUGAAAUGCUGAGGAACUCCAGACUGACUGUGGAGGAAGACUUGUCCAUGGUGUCUGCCACUGCUGAAAAUGGAGGGCAGACAGCACCGCCUGAACCCUCUGCAAUGGACUCUCAGCCCGCCACUAUCCCCACAUCCUCCACCGACACCAGUGUUCCUGUGGAAAAUCAGGCGGUCAUGCCCGGGAAAGGGGAACGCUAUCCCACUCGUACGAUUGGAAUUGGGGUGGGGGACCGUGCCAAUGUCCGGCCCGUCCCCAGCGACGGGCCGAAAAUCAUCCAGGCGCCUAAGGUGCCCAGUAGCCGUACUGGGCAGGAGAGGCCCACAGCCACCACCCCCAGGAUAGCAACGCAUCCGUCCCGCAGGGGGCCCGUCGGAGGAAUGCGGGGGGAAAGCCCCCCCCACCCAAGGUCGACCCAAGGGGGCCGACGGCGACAAGACCACGGACAGAGGCCGAACCACCCCACACCCAGGCAGGCCGCAGAGGCCCAGGGUCUCCGCACCCAGAGCCCGCCAGCGCCCAAGGGCAGGGUCAGCCCACCACCGGGGGGAGCAGAGCCCCCCCAGACCGCCCACCAGGGAGGCACGGCCAGAUACCCACCACUGCCACCCCCACCGCCCCCCAGAAGCCGACCGCACGCCCCCCAGCCCAGGGAGGGACAGGCGGAGGCCCACGUAGGGCCACCAGCCAAGGGGGCCCCCAGAGACAGAAGAGAGGCAGACUCCCGAGCUGGUCCAGACCCCCCAGGUAGAGGCAGGGCCAGUGGUCCAAGGACCCGCCGCGCCCAACCCCGCGGUGCCCCGGAGAGGGGUCCCCCAACAUCCAGGAGCAUCUGCGCCCGUCGACGACCCCCGCCGGGUAGGCAGACUGCCGCCCACCACAGUACCUUCAGGGAGGUGCGUCAUGAUGAGCCACAACCAUGCCUCCCGGACACCCCCCAGACCGAGCGCAGGGGACCCGAUCCCCCACGUCCAGCGACGCCUCAUGGCCACCACUGCUGCCCCCACCCAGACCGCCAGUCCCAACACGGCCAGGGGGUGGGCAGGAAUCGAGCGCUCAGGAGUGCACCCAUGACCACCCCCCCCACCCCAGCCCACCGGUGA